AGUCGUUUAUUAGAAGAUGCUUCCCUAUUAUGCAAUUCGUGGUCAGCACGUCAGAAUGGUGAUAUUUUUGCGGGUAUCAACGAUGGCAUACUCAGCAGAGCGGAGGCCCUCGCCGCCGUCGACAUACAGAAACACCAAGCCCAGCAUGUACAUAGCCAAAUGCCCUCCCAAAUCAAGCACGAUGUGAUGUACCAUCAUCAUACAAUGAGUGGCCCCCCGCAACGUCCAUUACAGCUCGAGGCGGGCCGUGGGCCGUGA
Drosophila navojoa is the source of this 258-nucleotide messenger RNA. RefSeq names its product abnormal chemosensory protein 6 (gene acj6). Gene Ontology annotation, molecular function: RNA polymerase II cis-regulatory region sequence-specific DNA binding; DNA-binding transcription factor activity, RNA polymerase II-specific. Lineage: Eukaryota; Metazoa; Arthropoda; Insecta; Diptera; Drosophilidae. The record is from RefSeq and is a predicted model, not a curated record. Gene Ontology annotation, biological process: regulation of transcription by RNA polymerase II.